GAACAUUCCAGAACUCUCACAAGUUUCUAGAGCCCUUUAUUCAACACAUAUUUAUUGAACACCUACUGGUGCCAGGCAUGUAUGUUCCAGGUCUUGGGAUCCAUUGGUGAACAAAACAAAGAUUCCUAGCUUCAUGGAGCUUGUGAUCUAGCAGAGGGAAACAGAUUAUGAAUAAUAUGCAAAUUAUGAAAUGAAUAAUAUGCUGUUACAAGGUGAUAAGUGCUUUGGGAAAAAAAAGCAGUUGAACAGACGAUCAAAAGUGCCCCCAAGACCCAGUGGGAGGGCAGGUGGUCUCCGAGCUCAUUACCAACAGAAAGGAGAACAUUCCUCUCACGUUUUCCGAAGACUGUCUUUACCUGAAUAUUUACACUCCUGCUGACUUGAGGGAGAACAGCAGGCUGCCGGUGAUGGUGUGGAUCUACGGAGGUGGUCUGGUGCUGGGCGGGGCCUCAACCUAUGAUGGCCUGGCCCUCUCUGCCCGUGAGAACGUGGUGGUGGUGACCAUUCAGUACCGUCUGGGCAUCUGGGGAUUCUUCAGCACAGGGGACGAACACAGCCGCGGGAACUGGGGUCACUUGGACCAGGUGGCCGCACUGCGCUGGGUCCAGGACAACAUCGCCAACUUUGGAGGGAACCCAGGCUCUGUGACCAUCUUUGGAGAGUCAGCGGGAGGCGAAAGUGUCUCUGUUCUUGUUUUAUCUCCUCUGGCCAAGAACCUCUUCCACCAGGCCAUUUCUGAGAGUGGUGUGGCCCUCACUUAUGCUCUGCUCAAGAAGGACAACAUCAAGCUCCUGGCAGAGCAAGUUGCUGUCUCUGCUGGGUGUAAAACCACCACCUCGGCUGUCAUGGUUCACUGCCUGCGCCAGAAGACAGAGGAGGAGCUCUUGGAGGCCACACUGAAAAUGAAAUUUUUUACUAUUGAUUUCCUUGGAGACCCCAGAAAGGGUCACCCCUUCCUGCCCACCGUGGUGGAUGGAGUCGUGCUGCCCAAAUCCCCUGAGGAGAUCCUGGCUGAGAAGAGUUUCAACACUGUCCCCUACAUUGUUGGCAUCAACAAGCAAGAGUUUGGCUGGAUCCUUCCAACGUUGAUGGGCUAUCCGCUUUCUGAAGGCAAAUUGGACCAGAGGACGGCCACGUCACUCUUGUGGAAGUCCUACCCUGUUACUGGCAUCCCUGAGGAGCUGACUUUGGUAGCUAUCAAGGAAUAUUUAGGAGGAACAGAUGACCCUGUCAAAAAGAAAGACCGGUUCCUGGACUUAAUGGCAGAUGUCAUGUUUGGUGUCCCAUCUGUGAUCGUGGCCCGGCAACAUAGAGAUUCCGGAGCCCCCACCUACAUGUAUGAGUUUCGGUAUCGCCCGAGCUUCUCAUCAGACAUGAAACCCGAGACAGUGAGAGGGGACCACGCGGAUGAGAUCUUCUCUGUCUUCGGAGCCCCAUUUUUAAAAGAGGGUGCUUCAGACGAGGAGAUCCAACUUAGCAAGACGGUGAUGAAAUUCUGGGCCAACUUUGCUCGGAAUGGGAACCCCAAUGGGGAGGGGCUGCCCCAUUGGCCAGAAUACGACAAGAAGGAAGGGUACCUGCAGAUUGAUGUCCCCAUCCAGGAAGCCCAGAAGCUGAAGGACAAGGAAGUGGAUUUCUGGACCAAGCUCCUGGACACAGAUGCAGCAGAGAAGGCACCACAGAAAGGACACACUGAGCUCUGAACGGGAGGCCCCGCCAGCCUCUGGAGCCUGGAGGAGCCAAGACAGGGCUAUUCUAAAGAAGGUGAUCAUGGGUCAGAGAGCAUUGCUUUGUGGGGGCGGGAGAUUUGUCUGCUGGGAGUGGCCACAGGCCAGGGAGGGGCAUUUGUUGCACUUGGGGCCUCAAUUAUGGGAAUAAAUGUUCUUUUGAAAGCCAAA
Molecule: messenger RNA, 1898 nt
Organism: Microcebus murinus (gray mouse lemur)
Lineage: Eukaryota; Metazoa; Chordata; Mammalia; Primates; Cheirogaleidae
Source: RefSeq, a predicted model, not a curated record